Chelmon rostratus (copperband butterflyfish) is the source of this 3680-nucleotide messenger RNA. It is a transcript of the gene spsb3a, whose product is annotated as splA/ryanodine receptor domain and SOCS box containing 3a. The record is from RefSeq and is a predicted model, not a curated record. The transcript is spliced from 7 exons. Gene Ontology annotation, molecular function: protein binding. Gene Ontology annotation, biological process: proteasome-mediated ubiquitin-dependent protein catabolic process. Bases 307 to 1422 code for a protein of 371 amino acids. Gene Ontology annotation, cellular component: SCF ubiquitin ligase complex. NCBI's taxonomy places the organism in Eukaryota, Metazoa, Chordata, Actinopteri, Chaetodontiformes, Chaetodontidae.
UUCCUGUGAAACAGAGUUUGCUGUGGGCUCCUGCGGAGAGCCUGCCUGGCUGUUAUUGUUUACGGUCAGACUAAUGUAAAGUAGGUCAUGGAAAAAGGGAAGCUUUGCUAGCCACUCGUUCAGCUGUCGUAUAUAAACUAUCCAGCAAUAGGUGGCUUCAAGGAACAACGUCUGUGUCAGUGAUUUUUACGUGAAUGCUGGUUGUGAACAACAGGCAGCAGCUGGACUGAUGCUGUUCCUCCAGUAUCUGGAUUAAAACCCGAUCUGCCUGGCAGGCUCUUCUACUGGUGAGACUCUGUUGCUGCCAUGUCCAGGCGAAGCAGGAACAGUCGUGCAUGGCGAUACGUUUGGGGUGGGAUACGGCGGGAUGCUGAUGCCCGGGCGCUUGUGUUGGCCACUGAGAAUGAAGAAUGGAGUUAUGAUCGCCUAGAGUACAGUGAUUCAGACUCUGAGGCGGACUUUUCAGCAGUGAUGGUGCCUCCAGUCCCCAGUGCAGUGCCAGUCACUGGAGAGUCCUACUGCGGCUGCGAUUCCCAGGCUGAGACCAAUUACAACCCUCGUCUGCGUGGUUUUCACCAAGUGAAAGACUGUCACUGUGGAGAGGAUGACCAAGAGUUUGACUGGGUUUGGGAUGCCAACAGCCGAUCAACAGCAACAUUACUGAGCUGCGACAAUCGCAAAGUGAACUUCCAUUCAGAGUACAGCUGUGGCACAGCAGCAAUCCGUGGCUCUAAGGAGCUGGCUGAAGGGCAGCACUUCUGGGAAAUCAAGAUGACGUCCCCAGUGUAUGGAACAGACAUGAUGGUUGGCAUCGGUACUUCUGAGGUCAAUCUAGACAAAUACAGACACACAUUCUGCAGCCUGCUGGGAAAGGAUACAGACAGUUGGGGACUUUCUUACACUGGCUUGUUGCAUCAUAAAGGGGACAAGAUGAACUUCUCCUCCCGGUUCGGACAGGGGUCCAUCAUUGGAGUCCAUCUGGACACGUGGCACGGCACACUGACUUUCUUCAAGAAUCGCAAGUGUAUAGGUGUUGCUGCCACAGAGCUACAAAAUAAGAGGUUUUAUCCGAUGGCGUGCUCCACCGCAGCGAAGAGCAGCAUGAAGGUGAUCAGGUCCUGCUCUGCACCCACCUCUCUGCUCUACCUUUGCUGCGCUCGCCUUCGCCAGCUGCUGCCGGACUGUAUAGACACGUUGGACGUGCUGCCACUGCCACCUGGCCUUCGUCAGUUGCUCCACAACAAACUGGGUUGGGUGCUCAGUCUUAAUUGUGGCACCACAGAAGACACCCCAGAUGGACCUGAGCGCUCCUCACGCUUGCCUGCCCCCCCCUUGGCUGGACCGUCCUCCUCUGAGAGUGACUCAGAAGGUUGUACAUCUGACCCUGAAGCCUGUCAGAGGAAGAGAUGCCGCUGGACAUGACUGGACAUCUCAAAUCCUACCUCCUCUUAAACACUGGUAGACGUUACUGUCUUAUGGCAUCUAAUCUAGUGUUUCCUACCUGCCUCAAGCUUUCCUCAACAUCAGUGUUGUCCAGUAGUGAAGAAAAUAGCCAGGAUCAGAGUGCUAUGUAGGUGGGAAACGGUGACAGCGGAACUACUGCCUGCACGUUUUUACUGUGAUCUCCUCUCAUGCCAUUCAGAUGUCUUCAUGCUCAUCAUACAUUCAGUAUCCAAACCAGCUUCAGUAAUAAGUGAAGAAUGCUGUGUUGUGUUGUUAGCUAGCAUAACUUGUUGCCAUGCGUGUAUGGGGAUUUGUGAAAUGGUGUAGGGGUGGACUGUACAGUGUAACACUGAAGUCACUGUGGCCAAAUUUUGGUGGUCAUCAUGGCAUAUCUACAAAAAGGGGGUUUCAGAAAUGAGACUGUAUAUUUUCUGUGUUUUCAUACUGUAUGCAAAUAAUGUACGUUGUUCACAACCGAAAUACUGUCAGAGCAUUAUCGCAGUAAUCUGUUACCUGUUUUACUGGCAUCUGCAAUUUUCUGUUAGGUUGACAAAGUGAGAAUUAGUGCGACACUAUUUCCCAUGAGUUGGUCAGACAGGAAGUUAAAAUAGGUCAUACUCUUUAUUUCUAACCCACAGGUUACAGCUCUGAAGCAAAAACUGUCAAAAAUGUGCGAUGAAUGUACUUUGCAGCUGUUAGUCCUCCAAAAAAUGAAAAUACUCCUUUCGUGGAACGGCCAUCAUCUUCAAACAACUUCUACACCUAUGAUUCCUCGUCAGAUAAUUCUUGUUUCUUGAGAAACUUCAGAAAAAGUUGCAAGUCAAAUAUUUGUUACAUUUAAGGCAACAUCCAUCUGUCACCAGCUUUUUAAAAUCUCCUGUUGAAACCUGAUAAACUGAACUAUGGAGUUUGUCUUUUCUGAAAGAUGUAGCUAGUAUAUGUUUUUAUUUAGUGUAGCUCUUUUAAAUCUGAUCAUGAGAUGUGUGUCACUCAGAAGAGACUGCCACACAUUUUACGCUAACUUUUCAUCACUCUUACACCUUAUGGUUUCUUUUAGAGCUUCUUAAAAAACAUAGUUUCUUUAAUUGACUAAAUAUGAGAUUAUGAGCAGUUUUAAUAUUAAGCUUCUUUGUACUUUAUGCAAGCAUGUUCCAUCACUUCCUUUACCAAUUCUGGACUGUAAUUUAUUAAGCGCGUACUCUACUCUAAAUACUUUUAGUAUGAAACACAGGCCCCAUGGAUCAAAAAGAUGGCAGCAAUAAGUUGUUCCCCAUUUAAGUAUUCACAACAGAAAUUGAGUUUCACUAUGGUUAUAGAAACUUCUUGCACUGCUCCUGCAGCAGCUUAGCAUGUUUCUUACAAUAAUAAUUUUUAAAAUAUGGCUGAAAACACAGUUUACAUGUUGCGCUACUGUGAUCACAAUUCUGACUUAAACUGUAGAGUACAUGGAACAACAGGAGAGAUGUGGAUAAUGCUGCAGGUGUGGAAAAACAAAAUACAAACAUUUUUCAGUCAACUUUCAAGCCAACAUGGGCUGAGGGGUUUUGAGAUCAAUUUAAGUAUUAAUUGAUCAUGAAUGACUGAGGAGGGGAGUGUUACCCCUGGGUCAGACAUGGAAAUAAUUCUUAUGUUUAGUUUCUUUGGAGUAUAAAACUAUAACAAUGUAUGUAUUAAAACAGUGUUUGACACAGGUGUUGAAGCUACACCGUAUGCCAACUGCUGCCUCGGUCACCGGUGUUUGAUCAUGUGCUCUCCUCAAGGUCUUGGUUUAAGCUAACAUUCACAAAGACUAAAGGUACUAUGCAAUACAAGCAUCUUAUGUAAGAAUGGUUUUCAGCAUUGGGUGUUGAAGAAUGUCAUGACGGAAGCACAGACACAACAGUGGUGAAGGUACCAGAGGACCAUGCUCAUUAGUCAUGAGUGUUGUGAUGUUACACACUUAAUUCUGUCCAGUUCUGUAAUGAUUUAUCAGACGUAUCACUAUAGAUCUUGUAAUGUAACCACCAAGAGGUUAGUUGUAGUCCAGCAUAUGGAUUUUAUGUCUUUUUUUUCACAGUAUCUGUAUUCACAUUGAUGCAUCCAAGCACUUUUUCUUACUGUUCUACUGUAAAUAGGAAAAUCUAAGUGUUUCUUCUAUAACAUGUCAUAUUAAUAAUAAUGUAUGUGAAGGCCUUUAAUCAUCUUUUUCUGUAUAACUUAUCAGCAUGAUUUUCAGCUGAAAAUAAAAUGAAUGCUAA